Molecule: messenger RNA, 3439 nt
Organism: Podospora pseudopauciseta
Lineage: Eukaryota; Fungi; Ascomycota; Sordariomycetes; Sordariales; Podosporaceae
Exons: 3
Coding region: 1-2757 (918 amino acids)
Biological process (GO): negative regulation of endopeptidase activity
Cellular component (GO): blood microparticle; extracellular region; extracellular matrix
Molecular function (GO): endopeptidase inhibitor activity
Source: RefSeq, a predicted model, not a curated record
AUGAAUUCCCGAGACCCUCCAGCGAGGCAACCCUCGCUCUCCUAUGCUAGAAUUUUGAAAGGAGACACGAUUAAGAAUCGCAAAGUCCUCGCUUCAAAGUCUAAGCCAGCCACCAAGGAUACCAAGGAGCCCCCAACGACCACCAAAGAAGGAGAAAAGGAGUGCCCUGAGGGUGCGAUGCGUGCUCAAGACCAGCUUCAAAAACACAAACAAAACCACAAGCCAGGUCGAGACAGGAGCACUGUACCAGGGCCCGGCCCGAACCGCCAGGUCAAGGAUACCAAAGACAACUCCUCCGCUGAGUUUCCUCAGUUGAAAAAGCCGGCUCGCGAACCGCCACGGAAUCCACCUCAGCCAAAACCUCAGUCACCCGAAAAACAUAAAGCAAAAAGCGCCCCCACUGUCACCAGAACUCAAAGUUAUGCCCAAGUCGCCUCUGGCAAGAAAGUCCAAGUUCUCACCAAGGCACCCAAAACCAGCACAACCAAGCCAGCAGACACGGAAUAUCCCUCGAUUGCCCAUGAGCCCACUGCAAAAAUGCCCUCAAAAUCUUCGCAGUCGAGCAACUGGAGAAACUCGAGCGACGCAAAGGCGAAAACACCCGGGUCUCAACCAGGUUCCAGGGAGAAAACCUUGCACCAGGGUUCCCUGAGCUCACAACCGCCGCCGCCAGCUUUGCCGGUGACAGACAAGACGACUCCCAAAUCGAAAUCUAGGCAUAAGGGCCACCACAAGAGGAAUUCGUCUUCAACUUCAGCAACGAAACCAGCGGAUAGGAAACGCCACAACAGCGCUGGAGUCUGUGAUUCACCCACUAAGAAGCCCAGCACCUCUGAAUCAGACAUGGUAAUUGCUCGUCAGAGAGCCCGUCGCUUCUCGGCCCCCGACAUACCUUCACCCAUCAGAGAAGAGCCUGAGAAUGUGACCAGCGAAGCGCCAGCGGUUGAUGCCGCACAACUUGACUUUAUCAAGCAAAGGGCAGAGCGCACUGCCACGGUGAUUGCCGCUCACGAUAAGGGAGAAUAUUCACUCUGGGAUACUCAAUAUGAAUGGGACGUAUUAGUGGUAUGUAAAGACAAGUCUUGGCAGGUACAUCAUGACAUCUUGUCUCGAGAAUCCGAGUUCAUGAGAGAGCGCCUCCCUCCCAAAGAUCCAGCUGGAUACAUUCGCUUUGAGCUUGACGGCCAUGAUGCCAUGCAACUAGGCUACGCGCUGCAAUUCAUGUAUCUCAAGAGCUACCCAGAUGCCUACUACGACAGAAACGCUCCACUUUAUGGCGAGCCGCUCCGAUUCAGCACCUUUCUCUACAUCGCCGGUGCUUCCAUCGAAUACACCGCCAUGAUGGAUUUCGCCGUGGCUCGUCUUAACGAGGCUACUGCAAUCAUCGGAGAAUACCUUCCCAUCCUCCAAGAGCGCUCUCCCAACAGUCUUCAAGAGCCCAACCCAGAGCUUUUCAACCUAUACAACCCACUCGGAUGGGCUCUUAGCAUGAUGUAUGAGCAGGGCACAAAUGUGUUGAUGAGAAAUCUACGGUUAGCCAUGGCCAAACUCAUCGAUGUCUCGAUGCUGUACCUCAUCCUGGAUCGCGGAUUCAAGCAGGUUUUUAGCAUGAGCUGGGUUGGAUUCCUCUACCCGAACUUGGUAAAUGAUGCCAUCUUCUUCGGAAGUGUCGGGGCGAUGGAACCUCUGAAAGAAAGCGGCAUGAUCGCUGCUCAACAGCAAAGCCAGCAUCUACAAGAAAGUCAGCACCAGCAACAGGGCCAGAUCCCAAUACAAGGCCAACACCAAGAGCAACACCAAGAGCAACACCAAGAGCAACACCAACCCGAAGCCCAACAUACCGCCGAAACAGCAAGGAAUACCAACGUAUUAUGGAAGGCAAGUUGGGAUCAGUCACAAGCCAGACUCAAGGCUCAGCUUCCUCAGAAGCAGGAGAGUGUACAGCCGCCAGUCGAGACCCCGGCACCAAUAUCCCAACCCGCAUCGGCACCGGCGAGCCGGCUGCCUAAUGAUGGUGUUUGGGGCAACGAUAUUUGGGAGCGGAUAGACAGGACUCAUGUCAAUGGUAUUGGGCCAGGAAGGGGAAGGGAUCGGGAAUUCGGCGGAGCUAGGUGUGCCAGAGACGGCCGAAUGGGAGGAUCUAAGUACUUCUACCCACGAGGGUGUUCAAGAGCGCGCGCGGAUAAUGACUGGCGUUGCCCAUGGAACCGGGACUGGAGGAAGAGGGACGAGCCGGAGGAAUACCACCAGCCGGAGGAGGUGGAGGACGAAGAUGGUAACCUGUGGAUCAUCGGGAACCCGGGGCCUACACCGGCUCCACAGAAGCAAUCGGAGCAGCCGGAGCAAGUGAGCCAGCCCGACCAGCGAGAACAAUCGGAAAAGCCGCACGAGGACCUGGAGGAAGAACGAAGGGAAAGACCUCACAGUGUUUCGGAUGAUUUGGUCAACCCCUGGGAUGAGGACACCUGGCGGCCUGCCACGAAGGAGCAACGAAAGGCGGGAGGCUCGGAAGAGAGCGGCCCCGAUGAUGACGACGACGAACGUUCGACGAUUACGGCUUUUACCCCGGUUACUUCCAUGGCAGGAGACGACGUUAUGAGCGGGUCGACGAUGAUUCCGGUGGUUUUUGAGGACGAUGCGGACGAGGCGGGUGGUGAGGAAAGGACGGGUAAUGACUUGGUGGUGACUGCGAUUGCUUCCAAGGAGGGCGGGCAAGAUGGGGGCGAUCUCACGCCUACGCCCAGUGCGAUUCACUAGGAUUGAGUUGUCAUCACGAUGGUGAUUCUUCUCCUUGCGCUUGUGGAUUGGACUAGCGAUGGGAGAGGGGUCAGCGGAUAGAUUUGAUGAGGGGAGGGUGGGUGGACAGCAACAAAAAAUAUUUUUAUGGCUUGAUUUUUUGUUUUUUUUUGAGCGGAAAACUUACUGUAACGAGUAUAUGGCGGCCCCAUCAAGCAACACAACAAACAUUUGCAUCUUGCAUCACAAAACGGAGUAGUAAGGGAAAUUUGGGUUGGUAUUUUUCUGGGCUUGUUAUGUUUUGUUUUUUUUUUUUUUCUUGUUUUUUUGUCUUUUUGCAACGGGGGGAGAAAAAAAAAAGAGAUAAUUCACGUGGGGAGGGGGACUAGGAAAAGGGGGAAGGGAGGUCUUUUGGCAAUGUUGAACGAAGAACAAUGGGUGAUGUAUGUAUUCUAUUUGUAUUUGAAAUUUUCCUUUCCAUUUCUUUUUGUGAGGGAAAGAAAACAACAUAACAUGAGAUAAACAUAUUGAAGCGAGCGAGCAAGCAGGCAAGCAAGCAAGCGAGGGAGUGUAUAUACCAUUUAGUGAGCUAGUUUUGCUUCGUUGUUUUACAUGAGGUGGUGUAGGCGGUGGAUGAGAUACCCCGUAAUUGUCUUUGCCUUUGUUAUGAAUGGGCGGGGUUUGCGAAUGUGAAGUGACGGUG